Molecule: messenger RNA, 2011 nt
Organism: Xiphias gladius (swordfish)
Lineage: Eukaryota; Metazoa; Chordata; Actinopteri; Istiophoriformes; Xiphiidae
Gene: arsa
Product: arylsulfatase A
Exons: 8
Coding region: 81-1583 (500 amino acids)
Molecular function (GO): arylsulfatase activity
Source: RefSeq, a predicted model, not a curated record
ACGUGACGUUUUGUUUUGGGUCCUGCUCACAGACCUGGCGGCCCCCUGGUCUUCCUCACACGCAUGUGAGCCGACGCAGGAUGGGUUACACCUGCCUCUUCUUCGUGAGCGUUUGCCUGUUUUGCACCUGCGUGGCUUCGCCGCCGAACUUCGUCCUGCUUUUCGCAGAUGAUCUGGGUUUCGGGGAUUUGGGCUGCUACGGGCACCCCAGUUCACUUACCCCAAACCUGGACCGCCUGGCUGCGGGAGGACUCCGCUUUACAGAUUUCUACUGCACGAGCCCCGUCUGCAGCCCGUCCAGGGCAUCGUUGUUGACAGGGCGUUAUCAGACCCGCUCAGGCAUCUACCCAGGAGUGUUGUACCCAGGCUCCGUAGGCGGUCUCCCUCUGAAUGAGACCACCAUCGCUGAGGUCUUGAAACCUCUGGGUUAUGCCACCGCUGCCGUAGGGAAGUGGCACCUGGGAUUUGGGGCCAAUGGGAUGUUUCUUCCAACCAAGCAGGGGUUUGACCAGUACCUGGGGAUCCCCUACUCCCAUGACAUGGGUCCCUGUUGGAACCUGACUUGUUUCCCUCCAGAUGUUAAGUGUUUCGGAUUGUGUGAUGUUGGCACUGUAACGGUCCCGCUCAUGCACAAUGAGGUCAUCAAGCAGCAACCAGUCAACUUCCUGGACCUGGAAAGGGCUUACAGUGACUUUGCAACCAAUUUCAUUGCCACAUCAGCCAAGAAAAAACAACCUUUCUUCCUCUACUACCCCUCCCAUCACACCCACUACCCCCAGUACGCAGGUCCAGGGGCAGCCGGGCAGUCUUUAAGGGGCCCAUUCGGAGAUGCUCUGUUGGAGUUUGACAACGCUAUAGGAAACCUACUGACAACCCUGGAGAAGACAGGAGUAAUCAACAACACGCUGGUUUUCUUUACUUCAGACAAUGGACCCGAACUGAUGCGAAUGUCCCGUGGCGGUAACGCUGGCCUGCUGAAAUGUGGGAAAGGCACCACAUAUGAGGGGGGCAUGAGAGAGCCGGCUAUCGCCUACUGGCCAGGGACCAUCAGGCCAGGCGUGACUCAUGAGAUGGCCAGCACUCUAGAUAUCCUUCCCACCAUCACAAGUCUGGCAGGAGCCACACUGCCCCAGGUGAUGCUGGAUGGGGUCGAUAUGACAGAAAUCCUUGUCAACCAAGGAAAGAGUAAAAGGGAGACGAUGAUGUUCUACCCCACAGAUCCCAGUGAAAAGUACGGCCUGUUCGCUCUCAGGCUGGGGAAGUACAAGGCCCACUUCUAUACACGAGGUGCAACCCACAGUGGUACUACCGCAGACCGUGACUGCCCAUUAUUCGCAGUUCUCAAGGCCCACAACCCCCCUCUGCUCUUCGACCUGGAGGCUGACCCCUCAGAGAACUACCCUCUCCCUCUGAUGGGAAGACCCGAUCUCCAGGCCCUGCUGGAGAGGAUCAGGAAAGUAAAGGAGCAGUUUGAAGCCUCCAUGGUGUUUGGUGAGAGCCAGAUAUCCAAAGGAACAGAUCCCCGCCUGGAGCCUUGCUGCAGUCCUCAGUGUAGCCCCAAGCCCAGCUGCUGCCAGUGUUGAUCGGACACAUUUUCACAGCUCCUAAUGAAGACAAUGUGGGGAAGGCUAGAGGGACUGCACCGCUUUUACCCUAAAAUUGCUCAGUGAAAGCACAAAAGGUGAUGCUGAUUUUGUAAUAUGUGUCGCUACUGGCUUGUGGACAGUUAAGCUUGCAAACAAUCUGUUCCCUCAGUGAGGAGAUCAUUUUCUCAAUUUUAAUAAUGAUUGUAUUUAGAACUAAUGUAUAACAAUGUACUGUAUGUUUCCUGACUUGAAUACAUGUUUUAUUAUGUGGUGCAUCAUGUAAUUUCCCCUUCAGCAUUCUUUAUUAUCAUACAAUUUUGAAUUAAUACAUGAAUUUAUAUGUGAAAAUGUUUUGCAGGCCACUUCAGUCACACAAACAGUCAAAAGUAGAUGUGAACAAUAAAGACAACAAUAAAGGUUUUUGA